UUACCAAACGUUGUCCUUCCCCCAAAACCCAUAAGCUCUUCCUCUUCUUCUCUCUAUUUCUCUCUAUCUCUCCCCCCAGAUUUUCCUCUGCAAAAAACAAAGCUGCUUCUGCAACUGAUGCUGUUCUGAGCAGGAAGCUUCACACAGCACCAAGGGUUAAGCUCCUUUAUAGCUUGAAGCGGAAGAGCUGGCUAGCUAGCUGAAAGCUUAUGAUGGCGAAUGGUAACAAGAAACCAGGUGGUGGCGGAGCCGGCGGUUCUGGUGGUGGUACUACUGCUGCAUGUUGGUCUUCUUCGUCUUACAAAGCAAUUCUGGUGUUUAUUGUUCCAUUGGUUGUUGUUUUCGGGUUGAUCUCGUUGCUGAGUCCGAAAUCCUCCAAUUGGGUGUUCAUCUCCAACUACUACUUAGCCGGCCCUUCUCCGAAUACAAGCGCCUCUAACUUGUCGGAGAUCGGAGCUUCACACGACGACGUUUUGGGCUUGAGGUCGACGGUGGUUGUUAUGGAUAUGCACAGUAGUACAAUAGAAGAAGUUCACUCUGAUGAUUAUGUGCAGAACCGGUCUGCUUCUCCGCCGCUCGCGGUAGAAGAAGCAACACCACCACCGCUUGAACCGAUUAUUAAUGGGACAAAUGACGAGGUCCCCAUGAAUGAAACUGAUGCUAAUUCUGCCAUGGAUAAUCCUGCUACAAGACGAAAGGAGUAUACUCAUUUAGGGCGGCUAGAGGGUCGUCUUCGAAGAGCUCGGGUGGCGAUAAGAGAGGCUAAAUUUGCAAACAAAACACAUGAUGCAGAUUACAUUCCUAAUGGUCCAAUGUAUUGGAAUGCUAAUGCCUUUCAAAGGAGCUACUUGGAAAUGGAGAAACGGUUCAAAGUCUUUGUAUAUGAAGAAGGGGAACCGCCAUUAUUUCAUAAUGGCCCUUGCAAAAGUAUAUACUCUAUGGAGGGAAAUUUCAUACAUGAGAUUGAGGUAAACAAGCAAUUUAGGACCCGAAAUCCUGAGGAAGCACAUGUUUAUUUCCUUCCCUACAGUGUGACAAUGUUGGUUCGGUUCGUAUACGUGCGUGAUUCACAUGAUUUCAGUCCCAUUAGACAGACAGUAAGGGAUUAUGUCAAUAUUAUCUCUACCAAAUAUCCCUACUGGAAUAGAAGCCUUGCAGCUGAUCAUUUUACAGUUGCUUGCCAUGAUUGGGGGCCAGAAACUUCAAAUUCAGAUCCUUAUCUGCGCAAAAAUUCAAUCCGUGGUCUAUGCAAUGCAAAUACCUCAGAAGGGUUUAACCCCUCUAAGGAUGUCUCCUUUCCAGAAGUCAAUCUUCAAACUGGUGACACACAUGGUUUCCUUGGUGGUCCUUCUCCAAGGCUGCGCUCAAUAUUAGCUUUCUUUGCCGGAGGAGUUCACGGUCCUAUUAGGCCUAUAUUGCUAGAGCAUUGGGAAAACAAAGAUAAGGACAUGAGGGUGCACCAGUAUCUUCCUAAGGGUGUCAGCUACUAUGACAUGAUGAAAAAGAGCAAGUUCUGUCUUUGCCCGAGCGGGUAUGAAGUUGCAAGCCCAAGGGUGGUCGAGGCAAUAUACACAGGGUGUGUUCCGGUCCUAAUUUCAGAUCAUUAUGUGCCACCUUUCAGUGAUGUUCUCAAUUGGAAGUCUUUCUCUGUUGAGGUUUCCGUAAGUGACAUUCCUAACUUGAAAAACAUAUUGACGAGCAUAUCUACGAGACAAUAUCUAAGAAUGCAAAAGAGAGUGAUACAAGUCAGGAAACAUUUUGAGGUCAAUUCUCCUCCUAAAAGAUUUGACGUUUUCCAUAUGAUUCUACAUUCUAUUUGGCUAAGAAGACUAAAUGUUAGAGUACAUGAUGAUCAAUAAGACCUUUUGGUUUGUUUAUUGUUUUGAUUAUAAGCCUGUUAGGUGAUGUAAUUCUUUCCUUGAUCAAUUUCCUCCUGUGAAAGUAGUGUCCAUGUGUAAUGAGCUUAGCAAGAAAUAAAUAGUUCAAAUUUUGC
This is a messenger RNA of Fragaria vesca subsp. vesca, 1993 nucleotides long. RefSeq names its product probable glycosyltransferase At5g03795-like. NCBI's taxonomy places the organism in Eukaryota, Viridiplantae, Streptophyta, Magnoliopsida, Rosales, Rosaceae. Gene Ontology annotation, molecular function: glycosyltransferase activity. The coding region runs from base 210 to 1859 and encodes 549 amino acids. The record is from RefSeq and is a predicted model, not a curated record. The transcript has 4 exons.